AUGCGCCGCGCUGCACUCAACAAGUCCAAGGCCAAGCUUAAGGAUCGACCACGAGACGACCUCCCAGCCGCUCCCACUGCCACUGCCACCGUCGCCGUCGCCGCCUCGUCCGUGACUGCCGUAGAGGCCCUCCUGCGGGAUGAGGGCUUUCAGGCUCACAAUCACGAACUCCUCGAUCCCUCCGUCCCCGUGCCGAACCAAGCUCCCGUGCCUCCGGCUCCGGUCUCCGCCUCGGCCUCCGUCACUGGCCACGACGCCGCCCCCGACCUGCUCUCGCAGCUAGAUCAUGAUCGGCAGCUCCUCGUCCACUCCGUCGCUGAUUCGUCUCAUGCCGCCGUCUCCUCUUCAACGUUGGAUGCGUCUAUGACAGAUGCGUUCCCCGCCGAACUUGACGCCGUCUCCGCUACCGCUGCCGCUACCGCCGCCACCAACACAACUUCUUCCGCCAUUGCGACUUCCGCUCCUCCAACUAACUUUACACCUUCUACCGCCGCCCAUCUACCGCACCAGGACGGCGACGGCGACAACGACCACGUCACCACCACCAUCAGCAACACAUACGCAAACACCUCCCAAUCUGUCGAAUCCGACCACGACGACGAUAUUGAGCUAGACCUGGACGCGUCCUUCCGCCCUCCUACACUCGACGACCUCUACAUCCCCACCAGCAACCCCAACCUCGACCCCGACUACGUUCAUCACUACCACGCGGAGGAUUAUGACCUUGAUAUGAGCGACAGUGACGGCGGUGCUUCUCUUGACGACGACGGCAUCUACGUACCUCAGCUCCAAGCCGACCAUCACUCUCAUCCCGCUCAACCUCAGGAGGACGAUGAUGCCCAGGCUCCCUCCUCUGGUCCAGUCAAUUACCUCUUACACACUUUCUUCAACGUACCCUCCCUAGCAGGCGCCGACAUCGUCAUGGACGCCGCUCCGCCUCCCGGGCCAUGGGCUCCCACGCCCAACAACGCCCCCCUUCCACUACCACAACCUCCUAUGCUAAUCGAACCCCUCGAUCUUGCCCCGAUCAGCAACCCCAAUCCAACAAUGCUGGGGUCCGAAAACCACGGCUUGAUCGACUUCCUCUGGCAUUGGUCGCGCGAGGCACGCAUCGCGCACUCAUAUUCGAUGCGAGCCUAUGCACCUUGUCCCGAGGACAUCCGCCGGCAGGCGCAGAUACACAUGAACGAGGUUCGGUACGACGAUCUCCACGGCGACCAAUAUGAUUUGCAGGGCAUGGAUUGGUAUUCAAUGGGCACUACUCGUCAACACGCCCGCCGAAGGCGCCUCGACACUUACAAGAACUACGUCAACAAGGAGGGAUCUGAUCGGUUGAAUCCUCACAUGACCGAUGUCAGGAUCCCCGCUACGGAUAGUUUCUUCAGAUUCAGGAAGUACCUAGUCCGCCGGGACGUCUACCUAGCUCACUUUCAACUGCGUAGCGUGCUGGCAUGCCCUUCACGCUCACAGGCCUACUACCCCGGCGGCCGAGGAGUCAACCGUAUGAACCCCGUCUCGGGCAAGACCGAGCUCUUCCUCAACAACAGCGAUGUGACGGGCCUCGGAGCUGUCAUCUCUACUCUCGACGCCAAUCACGGAGUCUUGAUGGCGGGCACCUUCAAUGGAGAGUACUACCUCAAGAACUUGUACACUGAGGACAAGAAGGACUACUCUGACGGUCAGAUCACACCGAACCUGGGAGGAAUCACCAACCAUAUUCAGAUCCACAAGCCUCGACGAUCCUCUAGCCCCGUCGCCGCCAUCUCGAGCAACGAUGAAGGGUUCCGUGUCAUGGAUCUCGCAACGGAGAAGUUCCUGCUGCAGACCCGGUAUCGGUUCGCGCUCAACUGCUCCAGCAUCUCUCCUGACGGCCGACUGAGGGCCAUGGUCGGCGACGACUUCAAGGUCAUCAUCUCGGACGCCGACACUGGGCAGAUCCAACAGGAACUGGCUGGGCACCGCGACUUCGGCUUCUCCUGCGACUGGUGUGAUGACGGCUGGACGGUGGCCACUGGCUUCCAGGACAAGGGCGUCAAGAUCUGGGAUGCUCGCCGGUGGUGCGACUCAAGGGGCAUCAGCACGCCUCUCUGCACCAUCAGGUCGGAGAUGGCUGGUGUCAGAAACCUACGUUUCUCGCCAGCCGGCAGUGGUGCAAGAGUCCUUGUGGCAGCCGAGGAAGCUGACUUUGUUAACAUCAUCGACGCCCAGACGUACCACACGAAGCAGACGAUCGACGUCUUUGGCGAGAUUGGAGGCAUCGCCUUCACCAACAGCGGGCAGGACUUAAACGUGCUCGUGAGCGACCGGAGCCGUGGUGGCCUGCUCCAACUCGAGCGAUGCGGCGUAGGACCUGAGCCUUUCUUUAACAACUCGUGGCGAAGGUUUACUGACCGCGAUACUGAUCAGUGGCGCUAUCGAGUUGACGCGAAUGCACAUAAACAUGAGCCUUACCGCCGAAGGCCUACCUCUAUCGACACAGUAGCAAUCUUUUGA
Messenger RNA from Fusarium falciforme, 2493 nucleotides. RefSeq lists its product as hypothetical. The record is from RefSeq and is a predicted model, not a curated record. Bases 1 to 2493 code for a protein of 830 amino acids. Gene Ontology annotation, molecular function: protein binding. The transcript has 2 exons. NCBI's taxonomy places the organism in Eukaryota, Fungi, Ascomycota, Sordariomycetes, Hypocreales, Nectriaceae.